Paramormyrops kingsleyae is the source of this 2559-nucleotide messenger RNA. It is a transcript of the gene zw10, whose product is annotated as zw10 kinetochore protein. NCBI's taxonomy places the organism in Eukaryota, Metazoa, Chordata, Actinopteri, Osteoglossiformes, Mormyridae. Gene Ontology annotation, biological process: endoplasmic reticulum to Golgi vesicle-mediated transport; mitotic spindle assembly checkpoint signaling; mitotic cell cycle. The record is from RefSeq and is a predicted model, not a curated record. Gene Ontology annotation, cellular component: nucleus; chromosome, centromeric region; RZZ complex.
AUCCCACAAUGCCUUGGCUCGGCGGUCAAAGGAAGUCGUAACUGACUUUCUGUCAGAUUUGAAAGCGGACGAAAGGAUUCAUUUCUGCCCGAAAGCGGCGCCUAAACAUUAAACAUGGCUUCCUUCGUGACGGAGGUGCUUGCCAGCUCAGGAAAGUUGGAAAAAGAAGAUCUUAGUUGUAAAAUAAGCAGAUUGUCCCAAAAAGUGGAGGAGACUAAGGAUGAGGUCGGUGACAUGAUCAAUAAGAGGUACAAUGAAUUCCUACCCAGCCUGCAGGGGGCUGAGGAGCUCAUGGCGCAGGUGGACUUAGUCUCCAAAGAUAUAGACGUUCUGAAGAGCUGCAUAGAAAAUGAGGUACAACAGAACCUCCAUGUUGCUGCUGUGGAGUAUGCAGAACUGAAGCAGCAGCUGGAGAAGAAUACCACUGUGAUCGCCGUGCUCAGAUACUUGCAGGAGUUUGAUGAAGCCAUGGAGCAGUACCACAGAGCCUUGCAUGAGAAGAAGUACACAACUGCUGCUGAGCAGCUUGAAAAGGCCCGAGGUUCUGUGGAUUCCCUGAAGGCUUGGAAGGGCUGUGAGCUCCCCCUUCUGAGGGCCUUGGUCUCCGAACUCACCAUCCAGAGGGAGAACCUCACCUACCACCUGGGGGACGAGUGGUCGAAGCUCACCAUCUGGAAACUGCCCCCCUCCAAAGAGCUGUCCGGCGUGGAGUCCUUCCUGAAGACGGAGCUCCAGCUGUGCGGUGGGGCGCAGGAGGGGGACGAGGGCUCCCCUCACCGUUUCCUCACCGGCGUCUUGCAGGCUCUCGCCAUCCAGGGACAGCUGAACCACAAGAUCAAGGUCUUUGGGCAGGUGCUUCUGAAGUACGUGCUAAAGCCGCUGAUCACCUACCCUUCCCUGCACGUGGAGGUAGCGGAGCAGCCAGGCCAGGGCACCCUUCUGUCCUUCCAGCUGGAGGAGACCCUGGCAGAGCACCCCUCCCCCACCCAGGUUUACACCAAAGUGCUAGCAGUGCUCAGGGCCCUGCAUGAACGCUUACUAGACGUCUCCAUAGGAGAGAGGAAGAUGUCUACUAUCCUGGGGGACAUGAUAUGGGAGGAGAUGUCGGACUGCAUCAUUCGCGAAUGUCUCCUGUACUCCAUCCCGGCUAACAGCAGCCAGCUGGGAAAGUACAGCGAAGUAAUCAAGGAGACGGAGCAGUUUGAGAACACGCUGAAGGAGCUGAGCUAUCUGGCGGGGGAUUCCACGGAUCUGCUACGUUACGCCCGCAACGUCAAUGCGCACUUCGCCAGCAAGAAGUGCCAGGAUGUCAUCGUGGCGGCACGCAACCUGAUGACGUCGGAAAUACACAACACUGUCAAGAUCUCCCCCGAAACCAAGCUGUCUGUCCCCAAGCUGCCCAAUCCGGGCUCCGGAGACAAGAUCAAGCAGGAGACGUGUAAGAAGAGACCCACUCUUGCCGGACCCCCGACGCUGGAGAAUGAGAAGCAGUUGGGUCGGCACACUCUCUGCUUGCCUGUGUGCCGGAUCAGCGAGUCCGUCCAGCAACUGCUGGAGCUGGCUCUCAGCACGCUGUCUGAGGCCGUCGGCAGCUCCAGCCAGUGUGCUACCCAACUUUUCUACACUGUGCGAAAUAUUUUUCAGCUGUUCUAUGAUGUUGUGCCUACGUACCACAAGGAGAACUUGCUGAAGUUUCCCCAUCUGGCAGCUAUCCACCACAACAACUGCAUGUUCAUUGCUCACCACCUGCUCACGUUGGGCCACCAGUUCAAGCCCCACCUGCCCCAGCCGCUCAGCGACGGUGCCGCCACCUUUGUCGACCUGGUUCCAGGCUUCAGAAGGCUGGGCACAGAGUGCUUCCUGGCGCAGAUGAAUGCUCAGAAAGCGGAAUUGCUGGAGAGGCUGUCAACCUCCAGGAACUUCGCCAACCUGGACGACGCGAAGAACUAUUCCGUAGCCAUCAAGGCUGUCAGACAGGUCAUAGACCAGUUGAAGAGGUUGGGCAAAGUUUGGCAAGAUGUCUUGCCGAUCAAUAUAUAUUGCAAAGCAAUGGGCUCUCUGUUAAACACUGGCAUCACUGAGAUGAUCAGUAAAAUUAUGAUGCUGGAGGACAUCUCGACAGACGACGGGGACCACCUGCACACGCUCUGCCAAACCAUCAUUGAUGAAGGACCCCUAGUGUUCAUACCACUGCCUGAGGAAAACAAAAACAGGAAGUGCCAGGAGGAGGUGCCCAUCUACGUGAAGAAGUGGAUGACCUUCAAGGAGCUGACAAUAGUGCUGCAAGCUAAUCUCCAGGAGAUUGUGGAUCGGUGGGCAGAUGGCAAAGGCCCCUUGGCAUUGGAGUUCACCAGCAAUGAGGUGAAGAGCCUCAUUCGGGCUUUGUUCCAGAACACCGAACGGCGAGCGAUUGCUCUUACCAAAAUUAAAUAAGCUGCUCUUUCAGCGAAGCUAUUUAUGUACAGAACCCAGUAGGGGAGUAUGUAUUCAUGUUUGUUCAAACUGAACUUUAUUAUCUGGUUUAUUUUUCAAUAAAUCCCAAUUGUUUCACACUUUAAA